ACCUUCAGCACUGCAGCCCGCCGGCGAGUGGAGAAUAAGGUUCCUGAGAAGCAGAAGAUAUUUCAGGCGGACAAUGGGUUGCCAGUCCAUCGAAAAGGUAGUGUGAUGGAUGCUGUGCUCUACAGGCUAACCAUGGGUCUCACUGUUGUGGGUACAGUCUAUGUUAUGUACGAACUCUUUGACAUUGCCCUACCCAAGAAGAAGUAACAUCAGCUUGCAGCCAAGUUGGAAGUCUUUGUUUCACUCCACAGUCCUGUCUGAAUGUUAACCUGUAAAUUAUCAGGGAUCUUAUUUUACAAGUGUCUGUUCACUGCUUAUGGGAACGGUUUUUAUUUGAUGAUGAAGCGUACAUAAUUAAAAGAAAAAGUGACUUAGCACAAAAAAAA
Molecule: messenger RNA, 386 nt
Organism: Chiloscyllium plagiosum (whitespotted bambooshark)
Lineage: Eukaryota; Metazoa; Chordata; Chondrichthyes; Orectolobiformes; Hemiscylliidae
Source: RefSeq, a predicted model, not a curated record